Messenger RNA from Hemicordylus capensis (graceful crag lizard), 1289 nucleotides. RefSeq names its product Rab acceptor 1 (gene RABAC1). Bases 326 to 907 code for a protein of 193 amino acids. Lineage: Eukaryota; Metazoa; Chordata; Lepidosauria; Squamata; Cordylidae. Gene Ontology annotation, cellular component: Golgi apparatus. The record is from RefSeq and is a predicted model, not a curated record. The transcript is spliced from 6 exons.
GGGGAGGCUGGGUGGCACCAUCCUCUGGGUGGCCUCGGCGGAGGGGAAAGGAGGCUUCCUCUCUGAGCCCCCAGUGCCUCUCCCUGCGCAAGGGAGCUCAGGAAAGAUGGGAGACGCUGCGCCCGGUGGUGCCCUCGGGGCUUUAGCCGGCAAGACUCCACCCUUGAGCUGUGUUUAGCAUCGGGUGCCUCCUCUUGCGCUGUGUGCUGUGCUGCAUCGUAGUAGUAGUAGUAGUAGUAGUAGUAGUAGUAGUAGUGGUGGUGGUGGUGGUAGUCCGUCCCUGAGCCCGUGCAUCCCAGUCUUGUCUGGAACUGGCUGAAGCACAAUGACUAGCAAAACAGGACCUGAACAUCUCUUCAACCCGGCUACUGAAAUGGAGACCGCAGGAACCGUGCUGGGUACCAAGAUCAACAUCCCAGCUCUCUUGCCCCAAGGCCCUGCCAAGGAGUGGCUGGAGCAGCGGCGUGCCACCAUCCGGCCCUGGGCCAGCUUCCUGGACCAGCGGCGCUUCGGGAAGCCUCGGAACUUCGGGGAGCUUUGCAAGCGGCUUGUGCGCAACGUGGAAUACUUCCAGAGCAACUAUGUCUUUGUCUUCCUGGGACUCAUCAUCUAUUGCCUUAUCACCUCUCCGCUGCUCCUGAUUGCGCUCGCUGUUUUCUUUGGGGCCUGUUACAUCAUCUACUUGAAGACCCAGCAGUCACAACUUGUCGUGUUUGGGCGGGAGCUUAGCACAGCCCAUCAAUACGGUUUGGCUGGAGGUGUUUCCUUUCCCUUCUUCUGGCUGGCUGGAGCUGGCUCGGCUGUCUUCUGGGUGCUGGGUGCCACUCUGGUAGUUAUUGGCUCACAUGCAGCCUUCCAUGAACUGGAGCCCAUUGAGACAGAUGAGCUGCAGAUGGAGCCUGUGUGAGGGCCCAGCUAAUGCCAACGGGCCCCUGCCCCCCCCCCCAGUGGAUCACUAUGUUUUUCUUGCCCUGGAAAGAAAUUCACCAUUCCACUCUCCUCUGUAUAUGUUCCUGCCCGUCCAUUCAGUUUCUGUGUGCCGUUUUCCUCUUCUGGGUUCGCCAGGGUCUUUUGGGGGCUUCCUUCCAGGGCUUCAAAACCCUCUCUGCCCUCCCUCAUCCUGUCAUUUGGGGCUCCCCAGUUCCUCUUGCCCUUCCCAUCUGGGAGCUUUCCUCUCUUCAUAAAGUUAUUUGAACCCCAGUACCCUUCACACAUAACAGCCAAGCAUUGAACAUUUCUCACACAUGCCUUGUCUCUUAUCAGUAACAUUAAAGAAACAAAAGUGUUAA